AGGUGCAUCUGCAGCUCAUCACGUAGGUGGCGGUAGUGAGUCGUAAAUAAAUAAAUUAAAAAAAAAAAAAAAGUAGACCGUGACAAGAAGACAACCCGUAAUCGACCACCGAAGAAGAAACCCAGGAAGUGUGGCUGCCGGACGUGACAGGAGAGAAACGAAAGAGUCUGACGAUGGUGCUGAGGGAAGUCCCCACUGAAAACAUCGCCCGUCCUCUGGGCAGGAACGAGGUCAUCGGCCUCCUCUUCAGACUCACCAUAUUCGGAGCCGUCACCUACUUCACCAUCAAGUGGAUGGUGGACGCCAUCGACCCGACCAGGAAGCAGAAGGUGGAGGCUCAGAAACAGGCAGAGAAACUGAUGCGUCAGAUUGGAGUUAAAAACGUGAAGCUGUCCGAGUACGAGAUGAGCAUCGCAGCUCACCUGGUGGAUCCUCUGACCAUGCAGAUCACGUGGCGGGACAUCGCCGGUCUGGACGAGGUGAUCACAGAGUUAAAGGAGACGGUGAUCCUACCUGUUCAGAAGAGACACCUGUUCCAGGGCUCCAGACUGCUGCAGCCUCCAAAAGGCGUGCUGCUGUACGGGCCUCCAGGAUGCGGUAAGACCCUCAUCGCCAAGGCAACGGCCAAGGAGGCGGGGUUUCGCUUCAUCAACCUGCAGCCGAGCACGUUGACGGACAAAUGGUACGGAGAGUCCCAGAAGCUGGCGGCAGCCGUGUUCACGCUGGCCGUCAAACUGCAGCCGUCCAUCAUCUUCAUCGACGAGAUCGACUCGUUCCUGAGGAGUCGCUCCAGCUCGGACCACGAGGCCACGGCCAUGAUGAAGGCCCAGUUCAUGAGUCUGUGGGACGGACUGGACACGGACCACCACUGUCAGGUCAUCAUCAUGGGAGCCACCAACCGUCCCCAGGACCUGGACUCUGCCAUCCUGAGGAGGAUGCCCACCAGGUUCCACAUCAACCAGCCCAGUAUGAGGCAGCGAGAGCAGAUCCUCAGACUGAUCCUGGAGAACGAGAGCGUGGACUCGUCCGUCAACCUCGUCAGCGUUGCCAAGGAAACGGAAGGAUUCUCAGGAAGUGACCUCAGAGAGAUGUGUCGCGACGCCGCCCUGCUCUGUGUCCGAGACUUCGUCCACUCUCAGAACGACAGUGCAUCAGAGGACUUCAUCCGUCCGAUCCACCAGGACGACAUGGAGAGAGCCAUCGGGAAGAUGAAGAAGUCCAAGACGGCGGCGGGAGGACACGGCGCCCUGCUGCACGCCGCCCUGGACUAAAAAACACCACGACGAGUUUCAAUCUGUUCAACAUGUGCCACUGCUCCUUGUUUUUAUUUAAAGACCAAGAGUCCAGAGGAAUCCAGAGACAAAGAAAUACUAAAAAACUUCAUGAAAACAUCUCGUGCUUCGCUGCUGGUUUCCCUGUAAAUAAAGUCACAAUAAGUUAGUUUACUUUUAAAAAGCUAAAGUUUCUUCACGUCCGUUCUGAGCCACGUUAAUGCCACAUAUCUGAACUAUAUAUAUAUAUAUAUAUAUAUAUAUAUAUAUAUAUAUAUAUAUAUAUAUAUGUACAUGUAGAGAGAGAUUUCCGUUCAGUUUGUUCUGAUGAAGUCCUACAGUUCCCAUGAGCCUCGGCUGCUGUAACAGUUUGAGAGACUUUUUAUAUGUGACAACCCACCAAACACAACCUGUAGUUUAACCACCAGUAAAUAAUGUUAAAAACUAAUUAUUUGAAAUUUACUUAUAAUCUCAUUGAAGCAACGUUAUCGAUAUUAUCAAGAAAAACUGAUAAUUUAUUGGAACCUUUAGUUUUUAUUUAAAGUUCUGCUGGUUUAUUCUUUUUAUUUAUUCGUGCAUGUUCAACAGAUCUGCUGCUUCGAACCUCGAAGUUAAAAUACUGGAGGGAAUUCUUUGGAAAUGUUUGACUAAUAAACGUUUGUUCUUUGUAAAGAGUUUUGCUGUAAACGGAGGAGGAUCUGUGUGAGUGGGUCGGGGACGUCUUCCUUUCUGUUUUUCAUGAAGUGUACUUUAUUCUUCUUUUUUUUAUUUUAGUUUUUUGUCGUGAUGAUUGAAUGACGGGUGUGAUCUGUGGUUUCUAGUGAAGCUUGGCUGCAGGACGUAAAACCUGCAGCUGAUCCAGGAGCUUUUUUAAAUGAACCUUCUGCCUUAUUGACCCGCGGUCGUUUCGUCUGGAAACCACAGCGUCUGAAUACAGCAGGAUUUUUUUUUACCGUGUUGUUGCUUGUGAAGUUAUGACUCAAUAAACUGGUUGAACCAACACGUGUCUAAAUAUUACAAAUGAAUGAUAAUUAGAAUUAAAAAUAAAGAGCAGCGUCCGGUUUUAACUGAGAAAGAUGUUUAUUAAAGCUUUUAAACAACAAAACAUUUGGCACCCCCACGUUUUAAGGAAGAAGAACAAGAAGCACCAUUUCAGUUAAAAACUAACGAAUGAAACCCGUUCAGAUCUGGAGUCAAACCCAGGUUAUACUUCAGCGUUAAGCUAACGUAGAGCCUAACGUUUAGCGCCCAGAAAUAAAACCACUAGAGCUGUGGUUGGUGCAGACUCUGUCCUCUUUAGUGUCUACAGCUGCUUCUCCAUCUCCAUCAUUUUCUAAUGGUUUUGGAUCAAUAAAGAAUUGUUAACUGAGGUGGUUUAAAGAAACAGGAAGUAGAAACAAUAACAA
This is a messenger RNA of Mugil cephalus (flathead mullet), 2677 nucleotides long. RefSeq names its product ATPase family AAA domain containing 1b (gene atad1b). Gene Ontology annotation, cellular component: mitochondrial outer membrane. Bases 174 to 1271 code for a protein of 365 amino acids. The record is from RefSeq and is a predicted model, not a curated record. The transcript has 10 exons. Lineage: Eukaryota; Metazoa; Chordata; Actinopteri; Mugiliformes; Mugilidae. Gene Ontology annotation, molecular function: ATP hydrolysis activity; ATP binding.